AUGUUCCUCAUACUAGUGAUAAUUGGUUUAGUGGCACUUUAUUUCUACGGAACGCGGACAUUUAACUACUGGAAGUCAAGAGGCAUCAAACAUGAUAAACCAGUACCUAUUUUUGGAACAAACUUGAAACAGUUCAUGCAACAGGCCAGUAUGUGCAUGAUGGCUACUGAAAUGUACAACAAAUAUCCAGAGGAAAAAGUUGUCGGAUUCUACAGAGGUACUGAUCCAGAAUUAGUGAUAAGAGAUCCAGAAAUUAUCAAGAGGAUCCUUACGACAGACUUCCAAUGUUUCCACUCAAGAGGUCUUACUUACCACAAGACUUGUGUCGAACCCCUGUUAAGGAAUAUUUUCUUUGCUGACGGAGACUUAUGGCGUUUAAUCCGACAGAGAUUUACUCCUGCUUUCAGUACAGGCAAGUUGAAGGCAAUGUUCCAUAUCAUCACAGACAGAGCAGAGAAAUUGCAGGUUAUCACAGAAGAGGUCGUUGACAGGGAAUAUUAUGACGCCAGAGAACUCAUGGCCAGAUACACAACAGACUUUAUCGGUGUCUGCGCGUUCGGGAUUGACAUGGACUCUUUGAGCGAUGAAAACUCUCACUUCAGAAAAUUAGGUAAAAGAAUUUUCGAAAGAAGGUUCAGAGAUGCAGUCGCCGGUGCCUUGAAGAUUAUGUUUCCUGAAGUGUUCAAGCACAUGCAUUUCCUAGCACCCGAGUUAGAAACUAACAUGAAACAUUUAGUACAGACUGUGCUUAAGAACAGAAACUACAAGCCAUCAGGUAGAAACGAUUUCAUUGAUCUAAUGUUAGAGCUUAGAGAAAAGGGAAAAAUUAUCGGAGAGUCUAUUGAACACAAAAAUCCAGAUGGAACUCCAAAAAUUGUGGAUUUGGAAAUGGACGAUUUACUAAUGACAGCUCAAGCGUUUGUAUUCUUCGGUGCUGGUUUCGAAACGUCAUCCACUGCCUCAAGUUACACUUUACAUCAGUUAGCGUUCCACCCAGAAUAUCAGAAAAAGGUACAAGAAGAAGUGGACACUGUGUUAGCCAAACAUAACAAUAAACUGACCUACGAUGCUAUCAAGGAGAUGAAAUAUUUGGAGAUGGCAUUUUACGAGUCCAUGAGAAUGUAUCCAUCGGUUGGGUACUUGAUUCGACAGUGCUGUGUACCUAAAUAUACGUUCCCAGAAAUUGAUUUGACGAUCGACGAUGGCCUUAAAGUAAUGAUACCUAUACAAGCUAUCCACAGAGAUGAGAAGUACUUUAGAGAACCAAACAAGUUUGACCCUGAAAGGUUUAGUGACGGCACAAAGGAGGAUAUUAAGAACUUCGUGUAUUUGCCUUUUGGAGAGGGCCCACGAUCCUGUGUUGGUGCCAGACUAGGACAGAUGCAGUCAAUGGCUGGUCUUGCAGCAGUUCUACAGAAGUAUUCUGUAGAACCAGCAGCUUGCAGUCGCCAGGAACCAUUGCCUGAUCCAGCUGGAAUUGUCUCCGAAGGUUUUGUUGGCGGUCUACCGCUUAAAAUAAGGAGACGAGUGAAGUAG
Messenger RNA from Spodoptera littoralis (African cotton leafworm), 1536 nucleotides. Lineage: Eukaryota; Metazoa; Arthropoda; Insecta; Lepidoptera; Noctuidae. The record is from the annotation of a GenBank genome assembly.